Messenger RNA from Klebsormidium nitens, 2588 nucleotides. Lineage: Eukaryota; Viridiplantae; Streptophyta; Klebsormidiophyceae; Klebsormidiales; Klebsormidiaceae. The record is from the annotation of a GenBank genome assembly.
GAGCCUACCGACUACACCGUGCAGCACUGGUAGUGCAGAGCCGCAAGCGCGCUGCACGUUUUCUAGGCUCCUCCUACUGGGUAGGUACCUAGCUGCGAAACUGCUGGGCCUGCUGUGCCAGCGGUGGACGCCAUGGAAAUUUGAUUACCGUACUGUAUUAUUGCCCGAGGUUGAUUGAUCGUGGCGCCAAGACCAGGCAGGCAAGAUCAGCACGAAUUGCUGGGAGGAGGAGCUUGUGCUUUGCUCUAUCUUGGUCCAGGAAUUUCCUUUUCACGAUGCAGUCUCCGGUAACGGGCCCGGGACCACCGGUGGUUGUUGCGCAAUUGCCAGUUACGGAGAGUGAGGCUGUGCAACAAACGGCGAUUCUUGCAGGCGCCAAAGUGUUGUCAGGAAGCCUGCCAGGGCUGGUGUCUCAGGUGGCGCGCACAAGUAGUGGGUCUCAUUCAGCCCAAGUGGUCCCCACCGGGAAGGAGGACGGUAUCCUGAGCCCUGUGUCCCUCAGUUUUGAGGGGGACCUGCCGAUCAUCCCCAAGCUCGCCCUGCCGCGCCUGGCUAAGCCCGCCUCCCUCAUGAGGACAGCCUCUGCGGACCAGGAGAAGCACAAGGCGGCCAGGAGGGCCCCUCAUGUUCGGAUUGCCCCCCACCCCGCAGGGCUGGCAAAGCUGCUAGGGAUGGACAAGCUGCCGGAGGUGGAGGAGGGCGCUCGGGAGACAGAGGAGUCGGGCACGGCGGAUGGGACGGUCCCCAUUAUGAAGCUGUGCCAAGUGUGCAAUGCCUCCCCCGCUGUGGUGUACUGCGCUGCGGAUGCAGCUUGCCUGUGUCAACCCUGCGAUGUAGAGAUUCAUUCCGCCAAUGCUUUGAGCAGCCGGCAUGAGCGGGUGUCGUUGUUGGGGGUGAAGGAUGCCGUGCUGUGCGAGGCGCAAGCGGAAACCGGCUGCGUGAGUGCGGAGCACACAGUGACGCUGUCCAGCAGCUCCAAGAGCAGCCGAGCCAAGAGGGCCAGGACGCAGGGGGCCACUAGCUCGGGCGGCUCUGGGGAGGACCUGGGCAUGAGCCCCUCUUCACUGGAUGCGCAGGAGGUUCCCAGCAGGUGGCCUGGGGAGGAGUACUCGUCCUACGGCGGCCUCACUGAGAAUGACUUGAUUGCCAUGGAGAUGCCGGACCGCGGCGCGCAGGACAGCAUCCUGGAGUCGCUCGGGGAUGAGAUGUGUGAGAUGGAGGAGAGCAUGGAGGGCAUUAUGUACGGCAUUGACGGCAUCACGGCCAUCCCGCAGCUCGACCUGGGCAGCUUGGGCCGCUCCAGCGGGGAACUCCGCAAUGGGAGUGAGCAUGCGGACGCAGGCGCAGGGUCCGAUAGCAGCAGCAUGGGCGCGGGGUCCAUGUCGCACUAUGAUCAGUAUGGGCCGGAAGUCAAGUACGAGUACGGGCUGGAGGGCCUGCAGGAGAUGCGGCACAGGGGGGCGGAAGCGGAGCAGCAGGCGAGCUACGAGAGCAGUUAUCGGCUGGACGACCAGGCGGCCUUCCAGCUGGGGCUGCGCCUGGGGGAGAGCAACGCAGGGCUGGACCUGGCCGCGGGGAAGGGCCCCAAGAUGGGCCUCAGCCUGGACUUUAGCGACAUCCUGAGCGCCUGGUCCGACAAGGACGUCUGGGCCGACGGCCGCUACGCGCAGCUUGUCCCCGAUACGGGGAGCCCCCUCGACUGCCUGGCCCCUGCUGCAUAUGACCAUGGCGUGGUCCCGGAUUUGGGCAGCCAGCGCAAGCGCGAGGGGGGCACGUAUGCUGGCGCGACUACAGGCGAUGAGGGGCCCGUUCUGAAUAGGAAGGAGCGUGUUGAGCGGUACAAAGAAAAGCGCAGAACCCGCGAGUUCUGCAAAAAGAUCCGAUACGAGGUCCGGAAGGCGAAUGCAGAGCGACGGCCGCGCAUCAAGGGCCGUUUUGUGAAGCGGUCGGAGUGCAUUGCCAUGGGACUGUCCAUGUUCUAGGGCCAGCGCCAUCAUUCCCACACUGUGUACACUAGGCCCUGGUAGCGCGUUUGUAGGGGGCUACUCAUUCAUUCUUCCGCAUGUUGAAGGGAGGGAAGGUAUUUUUUUCGAGCAACUGCUUAGAAAUACAGCGCAGUGCUGCUCCACCUAAGGGUUGUUUCUUGUGUCUGGUUGGGACGAGGUCAAAGGUUUGUUUGAGUAGGGGUUCGCUGUUCACCAGUUGCACAUGCAUUCGUCUGUACAUGAGCUCCAAGUUGGUCAGCGUGCACAUUCGCACAAGUAGAAGCAUCCUUAAAAACAUUUGACAAGUUAGGCGGCUGAAUACAGGCCUAGACGCUGUUGUGUUCGUUGAGGAAAGAUACUGAUUGCGAUGAAAAAUGGAGAGCAAGUUUUGCUAGAGUAGAGGAAGUAUGUUGCUCCACCCAGAGCAUGUUGCUCAAUCAGUGGAACUCGUGCUUGAGAACAUUGGUCCAGGGGCUAGAAACAUGAAAAUUGACGUUUUAGAACGAUCUGGAAGACCUUCUAUUGUAAGGGGUUGCUGCAUGCCUGUGCUCUGAUGGACUUAAGAGAAUCCGAACUGCAAGUACAAUUACCCUCACAUUCAGC